AUGUAUUACAGCCGACCAACACUAAUUUCAAAUUGGCACAAGAACAGAGAGGCAGAACCCAAAGAUUAUGAUUUCACAGCCUGUCCACCCGGAAAAAGAACAUUACACAAAUCAACUUAUAAUCAUUUUGGGACUUGCGUGGAAACGAGUUGGAGCACCACAACAGAAACUCAGAUGUCCCAAUAUCUUUUAAAGAAACAGUAUGAAAUCAGAGAAACACCUCGAUCAAUGGUGCGGGCAGAUAAUUUCCGGAAUUUGGUCUUUGACAGGGAAACAGGGCAGUCACGUUCUGUAUUACCUCGCCAUGGACCUGGCCACAACAACAUGGACUUCCGUACCACGUAUACGUCGGAUUACCAGCCUCAAAAGGACGCCCCCAAAGAUGUAAUGGAGACCGAAAGCGCGCCCAAUAUAUCACCUGACUUCAGGAGACGCCAGUCCGUGUUCACCGACGUGGCAGAUCAUCGGCGCAGGGGCAAAAACACCUGGCAGGAUGUGAAUGAAAUGCAUGAUGGGAUGGAUGCUACCACCAGGAAACAAUUCAGCUUCCACACCCCCACUUGUCCCUGA
Molecule: messenger RNA, 570 nt
Organism: Chanos chanos (milkfish)
Lineage: Eukaryota; Metazoa; Chordata; Actinopteri; Gonorynchiformes; Chanidae
Product: protein C9orf135-like
Exons: 6
Coding region: 1-570 (189 amino acids)
Cellular component (GO): plasma membrane
Source: RefSeq, a predicted model, not a curated record